CCGCCCCGCGCCGAUCCCUCCCUCGCCCUGCCCUGCCGUCUCCGCUCCGCCGCAUCCUCGCCGCCACCGGUGAGCAUCCAUCCAGCCCCGCGUUACGCGGCCACGCCCUCUUUCUCCAUCCACGCACCUUUCUUUCUUUUCUUUCUUUCUGGAUUCUCUCUUCUGGAAUCUGCGUCAUGAACCCUAGAUAGGUUCUCCUCCGGAUCUGCAGAUUAGGAGGCGGUGUCGUAGACAAGACAAGCGCCAUGGCUUCGUCUUCCGUGUUCAAGGCGAUGGCGGAGAGGGCGGGGCCCUCUGUCCGUAAGCAGGCCCUGACGCUGACCGACGCGGCGGCGUCGAGGGUGCGCCAGCUGCUCGGCCUCCGGCAGCGCUCCUAUCUUCGUCUUGGUGUCAAGGCCCGUGGUUGCAACGGGUUGUCCUACACGAUGAAUUAUGCCGAUGAAAAGGGUAAGUUCGAUGAACUUGUGGAAGAUAAAGGAGUAAAGAUACUAAUUGACCCAAAAGCUCUUAUGCAUGUGAUUGGAACCAAAAUGGAUUUUAUUGAUGAUCCACUUAGGUCUGAGUUUGUGUUUACGAACCCUAAUUCCAAGGGAGAAUGUGGUUGUGGUGAGUCCUUUAUGACAUCAACCAACAAAGGCUCAGCAUAGCUCUGCGAGUCUAGUAACAAUUUGUUGAUUACUUGAUGUCUUGAUGUAUAGCACUAUUUUACUAUACACCUCAAUAGGCAAUUUCAUUUCAGCUCCAUUGAGCUGAUUGUUGUUCGGUGCGCAGAA
Molecule: messenger RNA, 773 nt
Organism: Oryza brachyantha (malo sina)
Lineage: Eukaryota; Viridiplantae; Streptophyta; Magnoliopsida; Poales; Poaceae
Product: iron-sulfur assembly protein IscA-like 1, mitochondrial
Exons: 4
Coding region: 246-647 (133 amino acids)
Biological process (GO): iron-sulfur cluster assembly
Cellular component (GO): mitochondrion; cytoplasm
Molecular function (GO): 2 iron, 2 sulfur cluster binding
Source: RefSeq, a predicted model, not a curated record